This is a messenger RNA of Gadus chalcogrammus (walleye pollock), 873 nucleotides long. Its product is annotated as protein disulfide-isomerase-like. Bases 52 to 873 code for a protein of 273 amino acids. NCBI's taxonomy places the organism in Eukaryota, Metazoa, Chordata, Actinopteri, Gadiformes, Gadidae. The transcript has 6 exons. Gene Ontology annotation, biological process: protein folding; response to endoplasmic reticulum stress. The record is from RefSeq and is a predicted model, not a curated record. Gene Ontology annotation, cellular component: endoplasmic reticulum.
CACAUCAGGUUUGGUUCAGAGUGUGUGUUCCAGGAGCCAGGGGAAGACAAAAUGAGGGCUGCGCUGCUAUUCUUGGUGACGGCCUGCUGUCUUGGGGUCUUCCUCCCUGCCGAGGCUUCGAAGGUGGAGAAGCCCCUGCCCCAGGUAGACGGGGUCCUACAACUGACCAAGUCUAACUUCGACAAGGCACUGAAGAAAUCCACGCAGCUACUGGUGCACUUCUCCGCCCCUCUCUCUGGGGACGGGCAGCGGGUUAGCGCGGCCUUCCAAGAGGCGGCGGCUGAGCUCCAGGGGUCAGGGGUCACCAUGGCCACCGUGGACGUGUCCAAGGACAAAGAUCUGGCCAAGCAGCUCAACGCCAGCGGACCCCCGCCCAUCAGACUCUACAUCAACGGGGACCAGCACACUCCCGUGGUCUGCCCAGUGCCAAAGAACGCCGCCUCCAUUUUGACUUGGCUGAAGAGGAGGGCGGGGUCAGCGGCCGACCUGCUCACGGAUUUCAGCCAAUCAAAGGACUCUGAGGAAUUGCUCGUGGUUGGAUUCUUCAAGGACAUAGCCAGUGGCUACGCUGAUGUCUUCUAUGCGGCAGCGGUGGAUCUGCCAGAUGUUAGCUUUGCCAUCACUCACGACGAAAAGCUGAUCAGCAAAUAUGACAUCACACAUGAUGUCGUUCUCCUGCUUAAUAAGUCCAGGGUGGUGGAGGCGUACAAGAUGGCGCCGAAGACUUCUAAAGGAGAUCUGAUCGCCUUUAUCACAGUGUACCAGAUGGAGGUAGUCACCGAGUACGACGGCCAGACGGCCCGGAGGCACCAGGAGCGGGGCGGGGUGGUCUGGGUCAGAGCCAGCAGAACCACGGGGGCCAGAGACGGGUAG